This is a messenger RNA of Triticum turgidum subsp. durum (durum wheat), 1392 nucleotides long. Lineage: Eukaryota; Viridiplantae; Streptophyta; Magnoliopsida; Poales; Poaceae. The record is from the annotation of a GenBank genome assembly.
AUGCCGCCGCCGCAGCAGCUCGCCGCCCGAUCCGCUGCUCCGGGGUCGCCUGCUUCGGCGUUCGUCGGCUGCCGAUCGAUCCCGUUUCUUCGGUGGACUGACCCGAUGGAGCGCGGGAGCGAGAUGAGGCCCGUGCACAACAGCGUCGACACCGUCAACGCGGCCGCCGCCGCCAUUGUCACCGCCGGGAGCCGCAGGCAGCCCACCGUGGAGCCGAGAAGGAAAUGGACUGAUUGGUUGAGCGCAUACUUCUGCUUUGGAGCUCAAAAGAAUGACCGGCGCAUCAGCCAUGCGGUCCUUGUCCCAGAAUCUGCGUCUCAGAGGAUAGAUGCACCGGCACCAGAAAUUCCAAAUCAUCCACCUCCCCAGGUCUUCCCCUUUGUUGCACCUCCAUCAUCGCCCGCCUCUUUCCUCCAAUCAGGAUCUGCAUCUAUUAUACAAUCACCAAUGGGCCCUCCAUCUUUUUCGCCUCGCUCGCCAAACUCUCCGUCACCCACAGGUCCUCCAUCCAUCUUUGCUAUUGGGCCAUAUGCACAUGAGACACAGGUAGUCUCCCCUCCAAUCUUCUCGGCCUUCACAACUGAACCUUCAACGGCUCCUUUCACUCCCCCACCAGAGUCUGUUCAUCUGACAACCCCUUCCUCGCCUGAGGUGCCAUAUGCAAAGCUUCUGACUUCACUCAACAGCAGCAAGAAUGGGGAAAGGGGUGAACUUCACUCAUACCAUAUGUACCCUGAGAGCCCAAUAGGGCGUCUCAUAUCUCCAAGCUCUGCUUGUUCUGGCACCUGCUCCCCAUUCCCUGACCCUGAGUUGCAGACUUCCUCACAAAGCACUUUCCCCUCCUUCCCAGUUCGUGAGCCCCCAAAGAUCCUGGAUGGCAAGGGCAUUGCUACACAGAAGUUGAUACCUCGCCAUAUGAGGAAUGGCGGCUCCCUUUUGGAUGGCCACAUUACAGCAGCUGUACCAGUCGUGGACUUCUCUGCAAGACUUCAAAACAAUGAUCAUGCUAUGGAUCAUCGGGUCUCAUUCGAGCUGACAGUAGAGGAUGUUGCCCGCUGCCUGGAGAAGAAGACCGCGAUUUCUGGAGAAUCUGCUGCAUCAUCUUUCCACCUUCCAUCCAGCAACACGGGCGAUCACUCCAGAGAAUCCAAUGAGACAAGGGCAGGGCUCUACGUCGACGAAACAUAUCAUGACCUGCCUGAGAAAGCACGGCGCUCCCUGUCCCUCCGUCUGGCCAAAGAGUUCAAGUUCAGCAACGUCGACGCCCCUCACGUGGAGGAGACGGGCGCCCUCGGGUCCGACUGGUGGGCGAACGAGAAGGUGGCCGCGAUCACAACUGAGCCAAGGAAGAGCUGGUCCUUCCGUCCAGUGGCGCAGCCAGGGGUCAGCUAA